AUAUCUGUCCUUCCAUCUUGGCUUCACUCCUCUGCACAGCGCGCAGUUUAGUGUAUAUGUGUAUAGUUUGCACCCUAAAAGCCAACGCACAAGCACGUAACUUGUUACGUUACGUUAAGUACUGACAAUGCAAUGGCCAUACCUAAUUUCAUAAAAUCUAAUUUUAUAAUAUUGUUGAAUUAAAAAAGUGAUGCGCUCAAUUAAUUCUUUGAAAAUGUUUGCGAAAAUAAAAUUAUUGUGAAAAAGGAGGCAACAUGAUAAUGUAUCAUAAAGACGAAACAUUUUUGUAAGAACAUAGAAUAGCAACAAGAUGUUAAACAUUACAUCUCAGACUUAUAAACAUUGUGUGAGAUACUUGACAGAAUCGUGCCGACUAUGUAGUACGAAAACAACAACCUUAAAAAAUGAUCAACUUCAUGAUAUAAUCGGUCCUCCUGAUCCAGUUUCUAAUUUGAGACCUAUAAUAUUUGCACGUCCAAUGAAAGAAACUUACUUAGAGAAGAAAUAUAGAGAACUUAAGGAAGAUACUCAACAAUGGAAUCAAACAUUCUGGUACAAACAUAAUACUAAUUUUAUUCAGGAGCGAAAACAAUUUCAAGAGUUAUUAAGGACUCAAGGAAAGAUGACGUUAACUGCAGAUGAAAUGUCAGUAUUUUACAAACAAUUUUUAGAUAAAAAUUGGAAAUCUCACUUCAAUUAUAACAUAGCAUGGUAUAAAAAAAAUAUAAAAAUUCUAUUUCUUGGAAUAGCAGUAGGAAUAUGUAAAUUUAAGUUUAAAUAAAUAUUUAUUAAAGAAUGUUACUUAUACAUAAAGCGGAGUCUACAAUGAAAACUUAAGCCAUAAUAUUUAAGCUUUAAGCCUGAAGCCGUAAGAAAUUGACUAAUCACUAUCAAAUGUAAGGAAAAUAAUUGAUUGUGAUUAAUUUCUUAUAAUUUCAGGUUUAAAGCUUAAGUUUUAUGGUUUAAUUUCUCAUUGUAGACUCCGCUUAAGAUGUUAGAAUUUAGAUGCUCUUGUGUGCAGGUAAAACAUGUUAAACAGAAAAAAUACUUUUAUUUUUUAUUUUCUCGUAUUAAUAUUUCUUUAAUUACCAUGAUAAUUUACAAGAUCAUCGAUGAUUUUCCUACUUAGUAUUGAUAAGUUUUACUUGUAAACAAGCUUUCAGAUACCUAAAUCCAGACACUUGGAUAUUAUGAUUAUAUGAUGUAAGAUUACAUACAGCAUUAAUGUUA
Messenger RNA from Odontomachus brunneus, 1230 nucleotides. RefSeq names its product cytochrome c oxidase assembly factor 8 (gene Coa8). Gene Ontology annotation, cellular component: mitochondrion. Lineage: Eukaryota; Metazoa; Arthropoda; Insecta; Hymenoptera; Formicidae. The record is from RefSeq and is a predicted model, not a curated record. Gene Ontology annotation, biological process: intrinsic apoptotic signaling pathway. The transcript has 4 exons. Bases 311 to 781 code for a protein of 156 amino acids.